CAUUUCAGAACUUCCCUUCUGCUUCUCAUCUCCAUCUCCACACACAAGAAUACCCCCCAACCGCACCAUGUUGUUCAAGUCCAUUGUCUCCUUGGCCCUCGUUGCUGCUGCCGCCGCCCAGACUGCCAUCAAGGGAAAGGUCUUUGACCACAUCUUCAUCGUCUUCCUCGAGAACACUGAUUACACCUUGGCCGCCUCGGAUCCCGCUCUCCAGGCUUUCAUUUCCCAGGGUGUUCUCUUGGACAAAUACUACGGCGUUACCCACCCCUCCGAGCCUAACUACAUCGCUGCCGCGGGUGGCGACUACUUCGGCAUGAACGACGACGCUUUCUACGCCAUCCCCUCCAACUACACCACCAUCGUCGAUCUCUUGGAGAAGAAGAACCUCACCUGGAAGGCCUACCAGGAGGAUGCCCCCACUGCCUGCUACAGAGACUUUCAGAACAACGGUCUCUACUUCCGCAAGCACAACCCCUUCAUCAUCUACGACUCAAUCGCCACCAACGCUACCCGCUGCGCUAAUGUCGUUCCUGCUACCCAGCUCCAAACCGAUAUCGCUGCCGGCAAUAUCCCCAACUACGCCUUCUACACUCCUAACAUGAUCAACGAUGGACACAACACCACCGUUGCCGAUGCCUCCAAGUGGUUGACUUCCUUCUUGCCCCCCUUGCUCAGCAACAAGUCCUUCAUCAACAACACCUUGGUCGUCAUCACCUUUGACGAAACUGAGACCUAUAAGAUCGAAAACCGCGUCUGGACCAUGCUCCUCGGAGAUGUUGUUGCUAACUUUAAGAACACCACCGACUCGACCUUCUAUACCCAUUACUCGCUCCUUUCAACCGUCGAGUCCAACUGGGACCUCGGAAAUUUGGGCCGCCAGGAUGCCAAUGCCACAGUUGCCAACGUCUUUGACGUUGUUGCCAAGUCCACUGGCUACACCAACCAGAACAUUACUAAUCCCCCUCUCAUGAACGGCACCGAGCCCGGUUUCUUGGCCCCAACUCCUACUGCCUCACCCACCUCCACCUCCACCUCCACCUCCAAACCAUCUUCUGCCGAUGCCCUUGCUGCUCCUAAGGUCAUGGCAGCCUUGGCCGCCCUUACUGGUGCCUUUGCCGCUCUCAUUUAAAGACUUUGUCAUAACCUGCGAAGGAGAACCAGCUUAUUAUAGUCUAUAUUCAACUACCAAUAUUUAUCCUCACAUAAUAAAGAGCCCAUUAUACCAUC
Molecule: messenger RNA, 1227 nt
Organism: Gamsiella multidivaricata
Lineage: Eukaryota; Fungi; Mortierellomycota; Mortierellomycetes; Mortierellales; Mortierellaceae
Product: phosphoesterase family-domain-containing protein
Exons: 2
Coding region: 68-1129 (353 amino acids)
Biological process (GO): phospholipid catabolic process
Molecular function (GO): hydrolase activity, acting on ester bonds
Source: RefSeq, a predicted model, not a curated record